AUCAGCCCUAAAAGCACCGGCUCUUGGGUUUGGAGACCCGGUUUCCUGGUACGCGCCGCGAUACUGGACCGGGGACCCGGUGUGAAUCCUGAUAUGUAAACCAAAGCGAGGGGGCCGACAAUGCCUCGCGGAUUUCUCUUUGUGCUCUCGACAUCACCUCCAAUUUCCCUUCUUCGUCGAAGAGGGCUAGGAUAGACACGGUACAACGAUGCCACGGCGGCCCCCCCCCCUCACGACAACAGUAGCAGCAACAGCAACAUCAACUCUCACCCUCCUCCUAGCCCUCCUCCCUCUCCCCCUCCACGCCGCCAUCGAAGAAUUCCACUAUGCGAGUAACGCCACGGGCUUCAAGUGCCCGGACAUGCCCUUCGAGUGCGAGCCACCCAAGGUGUGCUCGAGGGACACGCUGCUGAACAAGUACUACUGCUGCGAUCCGGGGAAGGGGGGCGUGUGCUGGACGGGCAGCGAGACGUGCAGUGGGCAGGGAGGAAAGGCGCCGGGGGGAAGCCAAACGGGAUGUGAGAUGAACGAUGGAAACGUGUUUUGCUGUUUGGCAAAGAGAGAAGAAUGCACACAAGUCAGGGGCCAGAUAAACAUCUGCUGGGCCCCCGAAAACCCAAUUUCCAACUUCUCCGCCGCCGUCAUGAACGACACGUUUUCCUCUCUAUCGGCCGCUGCUCCGUCCGCCACGACCUGGGAGUUUAACUUGCAGAGCCUGCUCGCACCGAGUAGCACAUCGGUAGCGUCAUCGGCAGCAUCUCCAACGGCAGCGACAGCUACAGCUACACUUUCAACAGCGUCUACAUCAGGAAAUGCCCAAGGAACAGCGACCCCGUCACCACCUACCUCCGCACAAUCAAACCCAGCACCCGAACCCACCACUCCUUCUUCUCCUUCUUCGAGCUCCUCCCUCUCCGCCGGUGCCAUCGCCGGCAUCGCCAUCGGCGCCGUCGCAGCUGUUUCCAUCCUUAUUGCCGGCAUAUUCCUGCUCUGGCGGCGGGAGCGAAGCGGGAAUGGGAAAGCAGUCGAGUUGGAUGCGCAGAAUCCGUACACGGACAACGGAGGAGGAGGAGGAGCAGAACGGACGGAGAAGUAUGCGUAUUAUCAGGGGCAGGAAAUGGAGGUUACGAGUCCGAGGGUGGAAUUGGAUGGGGGGAGUUCGGAGAGGGCGGAGCUGGAGGGGGAUGGGGGGAAGAAGUAG
Molecule: messenger RNA, 1201 nt
Organism: Westerdykella ornata
Lineage: Eukaryota; Fungi; Ascomycota; Dothideomycetes; Pleosporales; Sporormiaceae
Exons: 2
Coding region: 209-1201 (330 amino acids)
Source: RefSeq, a predicted model, not a curated record